Molecule: messenger RNA, 2430 nt
Organism: Diospyros lotus (date-plum)
Lineage: Eukaryota; Viridiplantae; Streptophyta; Magnoliopsida; Ericales; Ebenaceae
Product: transcription factor MYC2-like
Exons: 1
Coding region: 208-2130 (640 amino acids)
Biological process (GO): regulation of DNA-templated transcription
Cellular component (GO): nucleus
Molecular function (GO): transcription cis-regulatory region binding; protein dimerization activity; DNA-binding transcription factor activity
Source: RefSeq, a predicted model, not a curated record
AAAUAAAUACCCAAACCCAAAUGCAACCGAAAUUGUCGUCUCCGUUCCCCACCACCACCCCCACCUCGUCCACCAUCACCACCACGCCCACCUCCUCCCUCUUCAUCUUAUCUCGCCCCAAUCUUGCCCUCUACAUCUCUCUCACUCUUUCUCUCUCUAGAUAACACUUCCGCCGUCGAACUGGAUCGCCGGUUUCCCCUUUAUGGAAUGACGGACUACCGGCUUCCGAUGAAUCCCUGGUCCGACGACAACGCUUCCAUGACGGAGGCCUUCAUGUCCUCCUCCGAUCCGUCCUCCUUUUGGCAUCCGCCAUCCUCCUCCACCACGGCGGCGGCCGAGCCCUCCAAAGUUAUCAACCAAGCUCCACCUCUACCGCCGGCGCAAUUCAACCAGGAGACGCUCCAACGCCGGCUUCAGGCCCUGAUCGAUGGCGCUCGCGAGAGCUGGACCUACGCCAUCUUCUGGCAGUCCUCGAUGGUUGGCUACUCCGGAGGCUCCAUGCUGGGAUGGGGAGACGGCUACUACAAGGGCGACGAAGGCAAGGGCAAGCGCAAGGCCUCGUCGUCCUCCUCCGCGGCCGAGCAGGAGCACCGGAAGAAGGUCCUCCGGGAGCUCAACUCUCUGAUUUCCGGCGCCUCCCCUUCCGCCGACGACUCCGUCGACGAGGAAGUGACCGACACCGAGUGGUUCUUCCUCGUCUCGAUGACACAAUCGUUCAUCAACGGCAGUGGCCUCCCCGGCCAAGCCUUCUUGAAUUCGGCAUCGAUUUGGGUCGCUGGAGCUGAGCGGCUUGCAGUUUCGCAAUGCGAGCGAGCUCAGCAGGGCCAAGUAUUUGGGCUACAAACCCUAGUCUGCAUCCCCGCCGCAAACGGCGUCGUUGAGCUCGGUUCGACUGAACUGAUCUUCCAGUCCUCCGAUCUCACGAACAAGGUCAGAGUUCUCUUCAAUUUUAAUGGCGUCGAGACCGGGGGUCCCUGGUCCCUCCAGAUGGACCACGGCGAGAACGAUCCAUCGGCCCUCUAUAUAACCGAGCCUUUAUCCGAAGCCCGGGAUUCCUUGAACACCGCCACCGUUAUUCCUUCCAAUAAUCCACCCUUGUCCAAGCAAACAACCAUCACUGAAAACCCUAGUUCAAUCCACCACCAAAACCAGCCCCAACAGAGCUUAUUUUCCCGGGAAUUGAUCAAUUUCUCAGAGUUUGGAUACGAUGGAAGCAGCGUUAGGAACGGGAAUUCCCAUUCUUGCAAGCCUGAAUCGGGCGAGAUAUUGAAUUUUGGUGGAAGCAAGCGGAGUUCAAACGGAAAUGUGUUCUCUGGCCAUUCCCAAUUUGGGAGCGGAGACGAUGAGAAAAAGAAGCGAUCUCCGCCUUCGCGAGGCAGCAAUGAAGAAGGGAUGCUUUCUUUCUCUUCGGGUGUGAUUGUGCCCUCUUCAGGGGUGGUUAAAUCGAGUGGCGGUGUAGAUUCUGACCACUCCGACCUCGAGGCCUCGGUGGCCCCGGAGGCCGACAGUAGCAGGGUGGUGGAGCCGGAGAAGAGGCCUCGCAAGCGGGGCCGAAAGCCGGCGAACGGAAGGGAAGAGCCGUUGAAUCAUGUGGAGGCUGAGAGGCAGAGGAGGGAGAAGCUCAACCAGAGGUUCUACUCCCUAAGGGCUGUAGUUCCAAAUGUCUCUAAAAUGGAUAAAGCUUCCCUUCUUGGUGAUGCCAUUUCCUACAUCAAUGAGCUGAAAUCGAAGCUCCACGCUGCAGAAUCCGAUAAGGAGGAGAUGAGGAGCAAAAUUGAGUCCAUUCAAAAAGAAUUGGCUGUCAAAGAUUCGCGCUUUCCUGGUCCGCCCCCACCCAGCCAUGACCUCAAGAUGCCGAACCAACAUGGAGGUAAAUUGAUAGAUAUGGACAUAGAUGUCAAGAUAAUUGGCUGGGAUGCGAUGAUUCGGAUACAGUGUGGUAAAAGGAAUCACCCGGCAGCUAGGUUAAUGUCGGCUCUGAAAGAGCUAGACCUUGAUUUGCACCACGCGAGUGUGUCUGUGGUGAAUGAUUUGAUGAUCCAACAAGCCACAGUUAGGAUGGGGAGUCGAUUCUACACGCAAGAGCAGCUGAGGCUAGCCUUAUCAGCCAGACUUGCCGAUGCACGAUAGGGGGUAAAAGGACGAGUAGGGAGCGCCAGGGGAGCUGAUAGGACCGUGAUAUUUCCGGAUCUGCAUUGGAAGCUCUGGGACAUUUUAAGGCCCCCAGCAGCACUCUGUAAUAUAAGUUGGAAUUUCGCUUAGUUCUAAUUUUAGUAUAGUUUUGAGGAUUUUGAUGGGAAAGAAGCUGCUUGUAAGUCUCAGCUUUUCUCGUAUUUUUGGUGUUUUAUCUUUGCCUAGUUUCAUGUACAUAAACCCUGAAGCGCUGAAGUUCAGUUCAGGCUGCAUGUUUAUGCCGAUUACUCAUCAUCA